CUUCCAGCCAAUCAGAUUACAGAGAAACUGGAAGUAGGCAACUACUACGCACUCAUACAAAAGUGACUCUGGGGUAAAGUUUUUGAGUGAAAGCAACUUUAUCAACCCUAUUUUGACGGGUUUUCCGGCUGAGCGACAUUGUUUUCUUCGAUUCUGGCGCGAUGGUUCUGAGUGAGUGGACUUGACCGAAGCGACAGCGUUUGAAAAACUUGUAUUUUUGUGCCUCAAUGAUAUCCGGAUAACAACCGUCGUUGCUGCAUAAACAUUCGUGGCUAGCAUGCCACGCAAGCAGCUGGAAAAUGUUUCGUUUGGAGUCACCUGUGGCCCGUUUCCGUCGAAGUUUCUGACAUAUUUCUGCUGACUUGACUCUUGACUCUCGACAUGAGACUCAUGAAGCUGAGGAGAUACCUGCGGGGGAGUGGGAGGGUGCUGGUUUUUGUGUUUGCUGCUUCUAUCAUUUGGCUGCUGUUUGACAUGGCUGCACUGAGAGUGUCAAUAGACGACGUGAACAGUCACAUCCUGAAGGAGCGCAUGUUCAGGGACAGAGAAGUGAGAAGGCAGCGGGUCAGAGUCACCCCAAAUGUGAGAAUGGACUUCAGACACCCGGUUCAGAGGCUGGACUCUGCAGCUGCUCGUGACAGGGACAGACCACUAGCCUCAGAUGUGUACAGAGAGGGAGGUAAAAGAGGACAAAAAGUGAAUUGGAGACAAGUAGAUAAUGAUCUUAAGAGUGACAACUUUAAAUCUGUGGCUCCUCAACACAAACCUGUUAAUAAUGGUGUCAUAUCUAAGCAGGAUGCUCCCGGAAAGAAAAAGGUACUAAAUUUGGACUUUGGUGUUGCCGUAGCCAAUGCAAGUCAAAUACAAGCAAAUAAAAUUAAUUUAGAGGAGAGUGUUGCAAAACUUGCGAAAAAUGAAACAAAAUCCAUCAAGUUGGAGUCCAAAGACAUACUUCCUUCCAAAGUAAAGUCUCACCAAGAACCCAACAAGGAUCCAAAUGAGGAAAAGGAACCACUCAAACCAACAGCCGACCUUAGAAUGGGAAAUAUCGCCACUGCAGUCAGAAAAUCAGGUGUCCACAAAGUGCUCUCUCUGGAUGUGACGCACGCUCCCCGAGAUCCAAAUGCGGUGGGCCAGUUUGGUCGAGGAGUGAUCCUUCCCAGUAGUGAGGAUGGCGAGGUGAGGAGGAGGUGGGAUGAAGGUCAUUUUAAUGUCUACCUCAGCGAUCAGAUCCCAGUGGACCGUGCCAUUCCUGACACCAGGCCGGAAGUAUGUUCGCAGGCUGUUGUCCACGACGACUUGCCUUCCACCAGUGUCAUUUUCUGCUUUGUGGAUGAGGUGUGGUCCACUCUCCUGCGCUCCGUGCACAGUGUGCUGAACAGAUCUCCACCACAUCUCCUCAAGGAAAUCAUCCUAGUGGAUGAUUUCAGUACUAAAGAUUACCUCAAAGAGCCGCUGGAUAAAUACAUGUCCCAAUUUCCCAAAGUGCGAAUCGUUCGCCUGAAAGAGCGUCAGGGCCUGAUCCGGGCCAGGUUAGCUGGAGCUGCUGUUGCCAAAGGUGAGGUUCUUACCUUCCUGGACUCACAUAUUGAGUGCAACGUGGGCUGGUUGGAGCCCCUCUUGGAGAGAAUUUACCUGGAUCGCAGGAAGGUUCCCUGUCCCGUUAUUGAGGUCAUCAACGACAAGGACAUGAGUUAUAUGCUGAUUGACAACUUCCAACGAGGUAUUUUCAAAUGGCCUUUGGUGUUUGGCUGGAACGCGCUCUCUGAGGACUACAUCAGGAAACACAACAUGACAGUUUCAGAUCCCAUCAGGUGUCCAGUUAUGGCUGGAGGACUUUUUUCUAUUGACAAAAAUUACUUCUAUGAGCUUGGUACCUAUGACUCUGGUCUGGAUGUGUGGGGUGGAGAGAACAUGGAGAUUUCAUUUAAGAUCUGGAUGUGCGGAGGAGAAAUCGAGAUCAUUCCCUGCUCCCGCGUCGGACACAUUUUCCGAGGACAGAAUCCGUAUUCGUUUCCGAAGGACAGGCAGAAGACGGUGGAGCGAAACCUGGCCAGAGUGGCGGAAGUUUGGCUGGAUGAGUACAAGGACCUUUUCUACGGCCACGGAUACCACCACCUGCUGGAUAAAAGUGUCAUCGAUAUCGGCAACCUCACUGAGCAGAUAGAGCUGAGACAGAAACUCAAGUGCAAGAACUUUAAAUGGUACCUGGAGAACGUGUACCCUGAACUGGACGCUCCGUUAGUCAAAGCUGAAGGCCUGGUGUUCAACCAAGGCUUAAGAAAGUGUCUCACAAUGUUUAAAGACACUUUGUCAUUUGACAUGUGUGAUCUUAAUAAGCAGAGUCAGCACUUUAGCUACACUUGGAUGAGGCACUUUCGUCAGGGGGACCUCUGCAUCGCUCCCCAACCGAACAUCAACAGUUUUGCUUUAGUCUCCUGCGACAACACUAAACCCGAACUCCGCUGGUUCCACAGAUCUUCAAAAUCCACUAUUGCGGAUCACUUCAUAGCAGAGUUUGUUUCCCACCAAUCGUGCCUGGAGGCAGAAUCCCGGGAUGAUUCUCUCCGCCUCAGCCCCUGCGACUCCAACAACAGCUUCCAGAAGUGGCAGUUCACACAUUAUAAUGUUCAAGUGUGAGGAUGUUUCUAUGGUGGUAGUAAUGUGGGAUUGUGGGUCAAAGAUGUUAAACUUACUGUGGUUUAUUUAAACCCAUGAAGACCUGAAGUUGUGUUUUAAUAUGCAUCAGAUCUGAAUGAGGUAAAAAAAACGGGGUUUGGAUGUAUUUUUUUGUUAAACACUCCCAAAAGAAAUACCAAAAAGUGCCUUUUUUGCAUAAUGGUACAAAGUUUUCAAAGAUGUUACAUAUUUUAUGCUUUGUGUUUAAAUUUAACAGCUUCAUUCUUUUGGAUUUGGAAUCGGAUGUGGAAAUAUUUAUGGAUAAUUUUCCUUUUUUGACACUAGGGGGCAGCAUUGGCUCAAACUAUUGAAACUGUGAUGAUACUAUGGUUUUACUACCUGUGAUUAAGUUUUUAUGGAUCAGAGUGUUUAAAAAAAUAUUUUUAAUAAGGUGUGACAAAUUAAAGUCUUGAGAAGAA
This is a messenger RNA of Oryzias melastigma (Indian medaka), 3098 nucleotides long. RefSeq names its product polypeptide N-acetylgalactosaminyltransferase 5. The record is from RefSeq and is a predicted model, not a curated record. NCBI's taxonomy places the organism in Eukaryota, Metazoa, Chordata, Actinopteri, Beloniformes, Adrianichthyidae. Gene Ontology annotation, cellular component: Golgi apparatus. The transcript has 10 exons. Bases 382 to 2640 code for a protein of 752 amino acids.